AUGUCUUUCAUCGAUGAAUUUCAAUCCAAUUUGGAAGCAUUACCAAAUACUUUGCAAAGGAAGUACUCAUUGUUGCACGAUUUGGAUAAAAGUUUACAAGAAAUCCAGCGACAAAAUGAACAACGCUGUGAGCAGGAAAUAGAUGAUAUGAAGCGUGGUAUUAAGUCUGGUAACAUUACACCAAAUUCGUCACUUCUAAAAUUCUCAGAUGACGCUCUGGAUGAGCAGAAACAUGCCAUCAGGAUUGCUGACGAGAAAGUUGCAUUGGCUAUUCAGGCUUAUGAUUUGGUAGAUUCUCAUAUUCAGCAGCUUGAUCAAUAUCUGAAAAAAAUUGAUGAAGAUCAACGGCGGGAAAGAGAAAAUGUGGCAGCAACUGGAUCAGCCUCCACAGCUCCCGAUCAUAUAAUGAAAGCUGGAAAGGCUGGUGAGAGUAGCAACAGAGGGCGUAAAAAGACUCGUCUUACUACAGCUACAGCUACAGCAGCAACACCAACAACGAAUACAACUAGUAUGGAGCUAGAUCUUCCUGUUGAUCCCAAUGAACCAACAUAUUGUUUCUGCAACCAAGUGAGCUAUGGAGAAAUGGUUGCUUGCGAUAAUCCUGAUUGCAAGAUAGAAUGGUUCCACUAUGGCUGUGUUGGUCUGAAAGAACAACCCAAGGGCAAAUGGUACUGUUCAGAUUGUGCUGGAAAGCGAAAACGUAGGAAAGGCAGAUGA
Molecule: messenger RNA, 717 nt
Organism: Fraxinus pennsylvanica
Lineage: Eukaryota; Viridiplantae; Streptophyta; Magnoliopsida; Lamiales; Oleaceae
Source: the annotation of a GenBank genome assembly